UAUUUACAAUUACAAACACAAAUCAGAACGAUUUUUUAUUAAUGAAGGCUUUAUUUGCUGUUUCAUUGCUUUUGGGGGCUAAUGUGAUAUGUUUAAGCAGUGUUGGCCUAGUGGCUUCAGCGUGCGACAUUCAAAUCUGAGGUCGUAGGUAUUGACUUUCUUACUACAAGGAAAACAUGCUGAGAAAGCAGUAGACCCAAAAAGUGGACGGCGUGUGUCACGAAGCGGCUCACCUACUUGCCUAUUAGAUUGUCAAAUGAUCAUGAUGGAAUUGAUACAGAAGUGAGACCCAGGCCUAAAAGUUGCAAGCGACAGUUCUCAAGUAAACACGCUAGGUAGAAGUCGGCAAAAAACUUCGCAUAAACAGAGGAACUAUGCUUAUAUUUACACACUUCAACUUACUGGUAAUAACAAGCUGUGCUGGGUACGCUGAGUUUGAGCAGUUUCCCGGUUUUGAUGAGACGAAACCCGAUACCUUAACAACAACCAUAACUACCAGUACACCUUUUUUAACAAAUAUAACAUUACCCAUAGUCAGGAGUUCUAAGAAGCAGCAAUAUCGUAACAUGACGUCAUUGACUACCACGGAACAUAUAAAAAAUAUGAGUAUAUACACAACAACAAAAAGGUCUAAAUUCAAGUGUCCAAAAGAAGGACCUACAAACUUUGGAGUAUACGAGGUACCGACGCAGAGAGACUUAGCUUUGAUGGCAAAAAAUAUUUUGCUGAACUCAUAUGAUAGUUACAAUCAGCAAUCAAUGCUAUUACUGAAGGAUAUCAAAGAGGCAACGAAAGCAGCUCUGGCAAUGGAGUCUAAAUGUCUUUAUAACAAGCAAAUGUAUGCAAAAUGUGUUAAAAUUGCUGGCAAACAAUGUGAACGUUACACGAAAGAUUCUUUAGCGAAUUUAGAGGCACAAAGAUUGGACGUUUUGGCACUUACUGAGGAUAGGAUCUGUAAUUUAUCAGAUAUGACAGCCGAUCCUUUGCACCUAAUUAAACUAAUAGCUCAAGAAAGGGCGACAUUAGACUUUGCACUACCAGGAUUCUUAAUAUUACUCAAUAAUUGUAGUGCCCAUUGUAUAAGAUCAAACGUCGCUUCUAAAAGAAAGCCUUUGAGGCAUAUGACAGAUCAGGAUCUUGUUAUAAGACAUAUUCUCACCAAAAAGAAUUACAUUCAACUCAUAAACGAUUCAAAGCACAAAGCCUAGCAAGAAUUCAAAUUGUUAAUC
This is a messenger RNA of Pieris brassicae (large cabbage white), 1229 nucleotides long. RefSeq lists its product as uncharacterized. Lineage: Eukaryota; Metazoa; Arthropoda; Insecta; Lepidoptera; Pieridae. The coding region runs from base 375 to 1208 and encodes 277 amino acids. The transcript is spliced from 7 exons. The record is from RefSeq and is a predicted model, not a curated record.